This is a messenger RNA of Exophiala xenobiotica, 4113 nucleotides long. RefSeq lists its product as uncharacterized. Lineage: Eukaryota; Fungi; Ascomycota; Eurotiomycetes; Chaetothyriales; Herpotrichiellaceae. The transcript has 2 exons. The coding region runs from base 210 to 2153 and encodes 647 amino acids. The record is from RefSeq and is a predicted model, not a curated record.
GCUCCGGGCACCACCAGGCCCCUCGCUUUGUCUCUAUCGAGGGUGGUCCUUUUUCAAAUAUAGCAUUGGUCCUGCUGAAGACUCGCACUAGGUGAAUUGUGUCCAUACGACCCCUCUCUGACCACCACGGGCCAACUUCACGAUCUUUAUGACAGCGACCACCAGCUGAGCGAUCUGGCAGAGGGCUACUUCCUGCAUCGGUGUUCAGCAUGCAUCGACUGAAUCGUGUGCAUCUUGUGGUCUGCGCCGUCAUUGUCGUCAUUUUGUUCGAGUCGCUCUCGUAUUUCCACUCGGGCGAGCUGACCAAAGCUCACGGCACUAAGGGCGCCUCGGUGUCAUAUCAAUAUCAGUCAGAGGAAUCCAUUGUCGAAAGCACCAAUUCCCCGAAAUCAUGGUGGCAAUCCGCGUCGAAAACAGGGCUGACAAACUCUGCUGAGCUUGAUGCGAACUUCGCCACAAUAUCUCAGCUCAUCGUAGACGCAAACAACACCUUCACUGAGCUGGUUGCUAAACAAACGAGGACCUUGGAAGAUGCUGCAAAAGCUUAUCGUUUGCGACGUGGCAGACACCCACCUCCAGGCUUUGAUAAGUGGUGGGAAUAUGCGACAGCAAAUGAUGCCAUCAUCAUCGAAGAUUUCUUUGACCAGAUUCAUCACGACCUCGAACCCUUCUGGAGCCUGUCACCUCUCGAUAUUCGUUCAAAGGCCCGCGAUCUUGGUAUGCACGUCCGAAUACGCCAGAACAAGGCCGAAGCAGACACCGACUGGUUUUGGCAUGUCAUAUGGGCCAACUUGAUCAACGAAGUCGCGCACAUGCUUCCCGAUAUGAUCAUCCCACUCAAUGCGAUGGAUGAGCCUAGAAUCAUGGUCCCGUUUGAGGACAUCAGCACUCGACUGGCCGAAGCAAGCAAUCAUCGAGUCAUUGCCGACCCGGAACGAGUCACGAAUGUGAUGGACGGCUGGUCCGAAGCCGAAGAGCCAGGUCAGCCCCAUUCGGAGACUGAAUGGUUCAGAUCGGCACCAUUGUCCUUUGCUCGAGCAGCAUGUGCGCCAGACAGCCCAUUGCGAAUGGAGCCUAAUAUGCUUCAUCUGGCAACGGUCCCAAAGACUGACCGGCCUCAGGAACAGAGCUUCAUGACUGGAGCCUUUGUCGGCAAUUGGACCCUUGCUUCGGACUUGUGUCAGGAUUCGAGCAUUGGCGCGUUCCACGGGGCUCUUGUCAGUCCGCUCUCUGCAUCGACCAGUGUAGAUCUGCUACCAAUGUUUGGUGGCUCGAAGUUCGCUGUCAAUAACGACAUCCUCAUGCCCGCUCCCAUGGCCUGGAACGGCGAGGAACGGUUCGACUCUCAGGACCCUCAUGAUUGGUCAUUGAAGAGUGGGAAAGCAACGUGGCGAGGCACUGCUACUGGUGGACGGCACAAUGCUUUGAACUGGCCCAACUUCCAUCGCCACCGAUUUGUCGCUUUGACCAACGGCACGAAAUACUCCCUUGCGGACGAGACCAGCGACCGCAUCUUCACGCCUUUGCAGCAACAGUCCGCGCUGUCUUCACUGCGCAACGACUUGCAGAAAAACCUUGGAUCAUGGCUCAACAAGCACAACGAUGUCUCUUUCACGGAUUUGUUCUGCGACAUUCCCACGGAGAACAGCCAAUGUUGGUAUCUGUCGGACGAAUACGAAGUUGUUGGAACCAUGAGCUUGGCGGAUCAAUACGCUUCCAAGUUUCUUCCUGAUAUUGACGGCAACUCUUUCUCUGGUCGAUACCGCUCCUUCCUACUGAGCAAAUCUGUGCCUAUCAAAGCAACCUUGUAUCGCGAAUGGCACGAUUCCAGACUCGUCGCAUGGAAGCAUUUUGUGCCUAUGAACAAUCGCUUUACAGACUAUUACGCUGUCCUGUCCUACUUUGUAGGCUGUGGCGAGGAUAUCUGCGGAUCAAAUGGUAUGUUUGAGGGCCACGAUGUCGAAGCCGAGGAGAUUGCAAGAGCGGGUAGCGAAUGGGCUGGGAAAGUUCUCAGAAAGGUUGACAUGCAGAUCUACGUUGCCAGACUCCUGUUGGAGUACAGUCGCUUGACGAACGACAACAGAGACUUCCUUGGCUGGGUCGACGAUCUGAAGUCCUCUGAGCCGCCCACGUCGGACUCUUCUGGCCCGUGAGAUCCAGUCUCUCCCCUUUUGAUUAGCUUCAUCGUGCUCAGAACUCGAACCUUUGUCCGACCAGCUGCUCGCUCAUCCUCCACACCCGGUCGGUGUUCGACACGUCCAAGGAAUACGAAGCCACCACUUUCGGAUCGGACGUCACUUGAGUAUCCGAGAGGAAGAUACUCCCGUCGACUAUUGUAUCUUUAGCUGAGCAACUGGGCCCCAGCAACCCUCGCCGGCUGGACUCACCUGUAAGAUCCGGAUCGAUGACUGCACGUAUUGUGAUCGCACAGCCUUGCUGCUGCGUCUUCCGUUGUGGCAUCACGGCAGCACUCUUUGAGAUGACCUCCAUUCCUUCUUUUAUUGUGUCUGGAGUCAUGAAACGACGAAGGUUACUUGGUACACCUGCGAUAUGGCGAACGCUUUCAAUCCCUUGCCUUGCAGGCGGCUGUUCAAGCCUACGGCCAUCAGGACGUUGGCAGUUUUGCUUUGGCCAUAUGAGAUGAAAGAGUUGUACUCCUCGCCCUCGUUGAAAUUGGGAUCCUCCAACACGUCAGACAAGACAUUGCCAUAACUUGAUACAUUGAUAACUCUGGCACUUUGGACCGGCAGCCAGGAGCUUUGGCAUGAGCAGGUUCGUCAGAAGAAAGUGGCCGACACGGUUUGUCGCAAACUGUCUUUCGAUACCAUCCUCGGUCUUCGAAUAUGGACAAGCCAUUAUUCCGGCAUUGUUGAUCAAUGUAUCGAUCUUUGGAAUACUGUCAUCGUCGAGGAUCUGCUGAGCACUGUGGCGCACGCUCCUGAGGGAGUCAAGGUGGACUGGGACGAAUUUUGUGACGACGCCCGGGUCAAUUUCCUGGACCUUGUCUAUCACAGGCUGGAUCUUUUCUAUGUCUCGACCAAGCAAGACAAUCAUGGCCGGAGGUCCUUUUGCCAAAGUGAUGGCUGUUUCGGAACCAAUGCUCCCCCAGCUGGGACCUGUUAUGAGUACUACCUCUGUCAGCAGACAACUACUUCACCAUGUCAGUCAGAGAGACGUACUUCUUUUGCCCUUGAGCGUUCCAGGGAAGGCUGCAACGACAUCAUCACCCGUUGUUUCGAAUCCGAACUCGACCAUUGCCGCGAUAUCGGCUUGUUCCGAAGAGGCAAUAUUUUCGGGCUCCCACUUACUCUGCUGGUUGAAGAAGGCCUUGUAUCAUAUUCAUCCUCGCAGUUAUAUACUGGUGCGACCGUCAGCACGCGGCACUAUUUCACAAUAUGCAACUCCACGGACGAGAAUCACGGACUUUGCGGACAGAUUGAUGCCGUUCCUUAUUGGCUCACGAGGCGUAAGCCACGGUGAUUCGCCGUGCCACCAUUCCAUCUCGGGCCAUUUCUGACAAGGCUGCUUCUGCAAGGCUGCGGUCUUUGUCGUCUUAACUCCAAGCUGACUGCGGCUACUGCGGCUGCUUUGCUUUCCUUCGGAGUUUUGAUCGUUGCGAAAGGCAGCAUCGUAGCUGGGGCAAAGAAAGCGGUGGAUACAUGUUCAUGACGGACAUGGCAGCAUGACAGAGAAUUGUUUGUUUCCGUCCCGUACUGUUGUCAAGGGUCUUUCCUCCGUUGUUUCGGGCUUGAAAAUGUAUUGAGCAUGAUUUGUGGGAGCAAUCAGGCUAAACAAUGGCCGUGGUUAUAUGGAGUACUACUGUACCAUAGUCUGGAUUGUUCAGAAGAAGCCGACCCUUGUUACAUACUAAGACUGUGUUUCAUCCGAUCACCGCCACAACGGCCAAUUUGCUUCAGACAACACGAUGUGUCUUGCUUGCUGUUUGCUAGGUCUCUUUUCGCGAGGCCGAAAAUGCACGGGUACGUUGCCUUCGCUUCUUUGUCCGUAGAUAAAGAGAGACUGUGUGUGUGAGAGAGAAAAGACACAAUGCAAAGCAUCACCAUCAUAUUGCAGAAAGCAUAGUGACCAUGCCAUGGGCAGUGAGGGUGGCAA